AUGGCACAAGUAGGCUCCAGAUACUCUGCAUCAACGCAACGAAGCCACCCUGUCGUCAGAAUACCGGUGAAACUCGACAAUACAUAUAAAAUGGACCCUGAUAAUCAAUUCCCCGUGACAAAGGUGAAGAGGAUCAUCACAGAUGUAUUGCAAUCUAUGCUGUGUGACGAGUCAUACGAUGCCAGCAAGUGCCUCCACCUUACGAAACAGAUAGCUGAUAUAAUCAAAGACCGGGUAAAGGCACUAAAGACUCCUCGUUACAAGAUUGUGUGUUAUGUGUACAUGGGAUCUUUGCUCCACGGAUCUGUACAUCUCGCAAGUCAAUGUGUGUGGAAUGAGAAAUACGACUCGUAUGCCGAAGGAAAAUACACAAAUAAGUCGUUGUAUAGCACGGCUAUAGUGUACGGACUUUACUGUGAAUAG
Molecule: messenger RNA, 423 nt
Organism: Saccoglossus kowalevskii
Lineage: Eukaryota; Metazoa; Hemichordata; Enteropneusta; Harrimaniidae
Product: dynein light chain Tctex-type 5-B pseudogene
Source: RefSeq, a predicted model, not a curated record